CCCGUCGCGCGUGUGGUACCGGAAGUGGGGCGAAGCGGAAGUGCGUGAGGGGGAAGGCGCCGGCGAAGGCCGCGAGGCGGAGGUCGUGGCGUCGACUGUGGCAGUGGCGGCGGUUGCCAUGGUGGACUACAGCAUCUGGGACCACAUCGAGGUGUCCGACGAUGCGCACGACACCCACCCCAACAUCGACACGCCCAGUCUCUUCCAAUGGCCCCACCAAGCCCGGGUCGAGCGAAUGGAACAGUUCCAGAAGGAGAAAGAGGAGGUGGACAAAGGCUGCCGGGAUUGCAAGCGGAAACUAGCCGAGUGCCAGAAGAAGGUGAAAGAGCUGGAGCUGUCGAGCGCGGAGGGCUCCAGGAGCGAGCUGCAGAGGCUGCAGGCGGAAGCCCAGCAGCUCAAGAAAGAGGAGAAGAACUGGGAGGAGAAGGCGGCCGACCUCCGGAAGAAAGAGAAGAGCAUGCCCUGGAACGUGGACACCCUCAGCAAAGACGGCUUCAGUAAGAGCGUCUUCAACGUCAAGGCCGAGUCACCGGAAGAAGAGUCUGAAGAGCAGAAGGAGAAGAAGCAUAAAACCUUCGUGGAGAAGUACGAGAAGCAAAUCAAACACUUUGGGAUGCUGCACCGCUGGGACGACAGCCAGAAGUACUUGUCCGACAACCCGCAUCUCGUGUGCGAAGAGACGGCCAAUUACUUAGUCAUCUGGUGUAUCGACCUGGAGGUGGAAGAGAAACACGGGCUGAUGGAGCAGGUGGCCCACCAGACGAUUGUGAUGCAGUUCAUCCUGGAGCUGGCCAAGAGCCUCAAGGUCGAUCCCCGCGCUUGUUUCCGGCAGUUCUUCACGAAGAUCAAGACCGCCGACCAGCAGUACAUGGAGGGCUUCACCGAGGAGCUGGAGGCCUUCAGGGAGCGGGUGCGGGGCCGAGCCAAGGCCCGCAUCGAGAGGGCCAUCAAGGAAUACGAAGACGAGGAGCAGAAGAAGCGGCUGGGGCCCGGCGGCCUGGACCCCGUGGAAGUGUACGAGUCGCUGCCGCCCGAACUCCAGAAGUGCUUCGACGUGAAAGAUGUGCAGAUGCUUCAGGACAGUAUUAGCAAAAUGGAUCCCGCCGAAGCGAAACAUCACAUGCAGCGCUGCAUCGACUCGGGCCUCUGGGUGCCAAACGCCCGUGGGGCAGAAGGUGCCGAGAAAGGGGAGAAGUUGGAAGGGGCCUACGAAGAACUAAAGAAGGAGGGCAGCGAGGGAGACAAAGGCAGCCCCUGAACGAGCGGCUGGCGGUCUAUAAAGCGGCCGGCCCCCUUCAGCCUCUUGUCAACCUCGUGUUGUUGGGUUUUUUUUUCUUUCUUUCGCUCCAAAACCCUUUGGCGAUUACGUGCUUGACCAAUGUAGACACUUCAUGAUUUGUGUGAGCUGCUUUCCUGACUGGCUCUCUCGCUCACCACAUCACAACAUCCCACCACCACCACCUCCAGCCCUCCGACGUUGUUGGGAAGCCCGUGGACGGCCCGGUUUUCAUCUGGAGGGGUCACAUGGCACAGUGCGGGCUCCCUGGGGGCUUGGCACGGCACCUCUGCCUUCUCUGUCUCGCUGUGGAGACGCCAGUCAGUUGUCAUAGCUACCAACGCGCUGUUAUUAUCUUUUUGUUUGAUGACCAGGUCAGGCUGUUGAGCAAAUAAAA
This is a messenger RNA of Gekko japonicus, 1673 nucleotides long. It is a transcript of the gene CDC37, whose product is annotated as cell division cycle 37. The coding region runs from base 119 to 1258 and encodes 379 amino acids. Lineage: Eukaryota; Metazoa; Chordata; Lepidosauria; Squamata; Gekkonidae. The record is from RefSeq and is a predicted model, not a curated record. Gene Ontology annotation, biological process: protein stabilization; protein folding. The transcript has 10 exons. Gene Ontology annotation, molecular function: protein-folding chaperone binding; heat shock protein binding; protein kinase binding. Gene Ontology annotation, cellular component: cytoplasm.